AUGUUAGCCGGGGUUUGGAAGGGAAAAGAUGUGCGGCUAGGGCGCGUGUUUUUUUGGCAGAAACAUCACAUCGAUAAUGAAAAGUUUGGUCACAUUCCUGCUCUCUCUCUCUAUCUAUCGUCAAGGAGAACAUACUGCUACACUACCUUACCACCGGGGGGGGCCUUGCCUGCCCGGAAUGAGACGGACAGGCUGAGAAGCUCAGCUGAUAAUGUUGCACAUAGGCCCUGCUUAUCAAUUUGGAAAAUGGGACGCGGUAUUAUGAUUUUUGGUGGUUUUCGCCCCCAGGUUUUACUGCGUAUCUAG
This is a messenger RNA of Colletotrichum abscissum, 306 nucleotides long. RefSeq lists its product as uncharacterized. Lineage: Eukaryota; Fungi; Ascomycota; Sordariomycetes; Glomerellales; Glomerellaceae. Bases 1 to 306 code for a protein of 101 amino acids. The transcript has a single exon. The record is from RefSeq and is a predicted model, not a curated record.